Molecule: messenger RNA, 1671 nt
Organism: Paramecium tetraurelia
Lineage: Eukaryota; Ciliophora; Oligohymenophorea; Peniculida; Parameciidae
Exons: 3
Molecular function (GO): protein binding
Source: RefSeq, a predicted model, not a curated record
AUGCAGACUAGAUCAAACUUUAGAUGGAAAACCCCAUCAAGAUUACAGAUCAAAACACCAACACAGCAACAAAUUGUUGCGUUAUCUUAAAUGAUGAUAAGAGCAGAGUCUACUAAAAGAAGACCAGUCAAAGUCAAGCAUUUUGAAAAAGAAUAGAUAACUAAUAAUGUUGAAUCCUAAUAGUAAUUACAUUCGAUUCCUAUAAUAUAAGAAAACUUAAAUAAAGAAAUGCUAGUAUUAAAGAAUAAUUAAAUAUCAUCUAUGAAAGGUUUGUUAGAAUACAAAAAUUUAAAUUAUAUUGAUUUAUCAGCUAACUAAAUAAAGGAAAUAACAGAGAUUAACCAAUUAAAUAUUAAGGUUCUAAUGAUAUCCUAUAAUAAAUUAAAAGAAAUAAAGAAUUUACCACUUUGCUUAAAAAUUCUAGAUGCCAAGAUUAAUAUGAUAGAAAGAGUAGAUCUUUAGAAUCUAUACAAUUUAAAAGUUCUCAAUUUAUAAAAGAAUAACAUAACUUCGGUUAAUUUAUACGGCUUAUACAAUUUGUAAAAGGUGUAUUUGGAUGAAAAUAAGAUUACCUACUUCACAGAUAUCCCUUACCUAGAGUAAUUACAAAUACUGUCUUUAUAGAAUAAUUAAAUAAUCAAAAUCUUUGAGCCAUCAUAAUUAGCCAAAAUACCAAAAAUUAGAUAAAUUCAUGUCUAAGGCAACCCUUUUUCAAGAUUUAUUCAAUAUGAAAAUUAUUUCGAAUAUCUAAAUGAUUUGAACGGUUAGGUACAACCAGCAAAACUUAGAUGCAAGUCUGUCGAAACUUAGAAAAGCUUAAAGCUAGAUACGUCAGAUGCAUUGAUAGCAAAAGAAUAAAAAUUAAACAUUAUUGAUUUUAGUGAAUAGACACCUUUUCCAUCAACGUCUUAAGCCAAAUAAGGCUACACUUUUAAUUAAUAGUUAAUUUAAAAGAUAAUCAAGAAAAAUUCAGGCGAAUACAGCAAUAAUUAUAGAACUGAAAUCAGUUAAUAAGGGAAAAGGGAGAGGUAUAUUAACUAAUUUUCUGUUAAAUAAGCCUAAAUAAAUUUUGUUCCUGAUUUUUCUUUUAUAAAAAAGAUAAAUAAAAAGACAAAAUCAGAUUUAUUUAAUUACAAUGAAAUAGAAAAAAUUCGCGAAAUCAAAAAGUAAUUUACCCAUAAAGAAUCUAUUGAAAUCUGUGUAAGCAAGUAUUUCAUACUUUCAAAAUGUCUAAUCGUCUAUGGAAAUCCUAAAAAUAUUGAUUAAAUUGAGGUUGAUAGUUUGGUUUUAAAAUAUUAUGAAUUGGAAAAUUUAGAAAAUUGUAAUCUCUUUAAUUUUAAUAAAAUCACUAAAUUGACAUUGCAACAUAAUCGGAUUUGUCAUCUACAUGAAAUAAAUCAAUUACUGAAUUAUUUCCAAAAGAUUGAUAUUCUAUAGAUUGAAAAAAAUGAAAUUAAUAACUCGACACUAUUGAAACCAUAUGUGAAUUAUCUUUUUUCUCUUGAUGACAGAGAUAAAAGAAGUUUCCAAAAGCUCUCUGAUAUGAAAUCGAACGUUUAAGAAAGUAUAGAAAUUGAAGAUAACGUGUUACCAAAAAUUAAUAUAAAUUAGUUUGAUUAUUACUUUAACUCAUAUAUUUUAUCAGUUAUUGAUUAAAUAAAUACGUAAUGA